AUGGAAUCUUUCCAAGAGUCUAAGAAAAAUUCGGCUGACAUAGUAGAAGAAUAUCGAAAAAUGUUCGCCGACAUACAAAAGACUCCAACAUCAGAUGAAAAUAUUCAGCAUAGAAUGGAAGAACUGAAAGAAAAUGUACGCAAAUACAACAAUCCUUUUUACUUACGACCAUAUAACGUUCAAUCUUUGGCUGAACUCGGUGAAAAUAAAAGGUUAAAUUUCAACAAAACAUAUAGAAAUGAAACAUUGUUUAAAGUUCAUUCAGAACCUAACCAAUAUGGAAACAAACCUACUUUUGUUUCUGCAGACUAUGGAACUACAAUGAGAUGGGGUCAUAAAGCUAAUCCGGAUAGGUGGUUCAUAAACUUACAACCACAAUUCCAAGAAGUUGUAGACGCAAUGGAAGUGAAUGGUGAACCAGAUAUAGCUGGUAUUUUCAGCGCGGCUUUAAUGCCAUUGAAAGAUAUGAAACAUGCAGAUAUUUUGAACCAGUAUGAAAUGAACAUGGCUGAUGGAAAUAUAACACCUGACGUUCUAGAACAUUUAUCUCAAAGAACUACACAGAACCAUAGAGAUGGUAUAUUUGGUGAAGAGUUUAGAAAGAAAGUUAGGGAGAGAGAAGGAAGAGAACCUAUUGUACAUGACCUUGCAAACGAAAGUUUACAAAAUGUCAUAAAAACUUACUUUGCAGACAAUGAACCGAGAAGGGAUGAAUAUUUAAGAAAACUCAAAUGGACAGUACCAAAUGAAAUGUUAGUAUUGAAAAACAUGUUCCUUGACAAAAUAAAACCAACUACAGAAAUAAAUGACGCAAGACUGAAACAUUGGGUAAAAGCUUUCCCAUUCACAAAAGAUAUU
Trichomonas vaginalis G3 is the source of this 858-nucleotide messenger RNA. Its product is annotated as protein of unknown function, DUF4106 family. The record is from RefSeq and is a predicted model, not a curated record. The transcript has a single exon. NCBI's taxonomy places the organism in Eukaryota, Parabasalia, Trichomonadida, Trichomonadidae. The annotation marks the transcript as partial.